Molecule: messenger RNA, 489 nt
Organism: Penicillium nucicola
Lineage: Eukaryota; Fungi; Ascomycota; Eurotiomycetes; Eurotiales; Aspergillaceae
Exons: 1
Coding region: 1-489 (162 amino acids)
Source: RefSeq, a predicted model, not a curated record
AUGAGCCCGAUCCCUGCUCUUGACUGUCUGUCUCUUCAUCUUCCGCUGACCGCGUGGCUGGGACUGCCGCUGCUCGGCGCGAUCAGCGUCUCGCUGUUGGGUCUUGCUUUUGUUCUUGUUCGGCUGUAUAUCGAGCUUCGACGCCAAAGACGACCUGUUCCUACUUCACUGGAUUCAAAUCCUUGGCACUAUUCCAACAUGGAAAAAAGUGAUGGCCUUUUCUCGGAUACGCUGCCGGCGACGGCGUGUGAUAUCCUCCGUCCGUUGUCGCAGUCUGGCCCUUUCCCGAGCAGUGGGAUUCUUGCUGCACAAGCGCGAGAGCAACAGAUUGUGAGCUCCAACUUUGAGAUGGGUGGGUUCAUCUCUCCCGAAACGACAUCUGAGACUGUGGGACUGGCAUCAAAGUGCAACGAGUCGGUCCAGCAGAUGCGCGAGGAGGAUGCAGAAGGUGUGCGAUUUUGGAAGCGAGUGGUUGUCGAGUACAACUAG